Euleptes europaea (tarantolino) is the source of this 1827-nucleotide messenger RNA. It is a transcript of the gene CERCAM, whose product is annotated as cerebral endothelial cell adhesion molecule. Bases 1 to 1827 code for a protein of 608 amino acids. Lineage: Eukaryota; Metazoa; Chordata; Lepidosauria; Squamata; Sphaerodactylidae. The transcript has 13 exons. The record is from RefSeq and is a predicted model, not a curated record.
AUGCGGGCGGGAGCCCAUCAGCUUUGCAGCCUCGUCAACAUGCUGGCUCUGGCGCUCCUGGCCCGCUGCGCCCCGCUUCUCCUCCUGGGCUCCGCGGGGGGCUUCUCCUCCGCGCCCCAGCCGCCCCAGCCGCCGGCCGUGGUGCUGGCCAUCGUGGCCCGCAACGCCCAGCACUGCCUGCCCUGCUACCUGGGGGCCCUGGAGCGCCUCGACUACCCCAAGGAGCGCAUCUCCCUCUGGUGUGCGACGGAUCACAACGUGGACAACACAACAGAAAUACUUCGGGAAUGGCUCACGGCGAUGGAGGGACACUACCGACACAUUGAGUGGAGAGCGGAAGAUGGUCCCAGCUCUUAUGCUGAUGAAGUUGGGCCCAAGCAUUGGACUGAUGAGCGCUUUGAGCAUGUAAUGAAGCUCAAACAGGGAGCUCUGAAUUUUGCCCGGGCUGAGAGGGCUGACUAUAUUUUGUUCACCGACACGGACAGCAUCCUGACCAACAACCAGACUCUGAAGUUCCUCAUGGCACAAAACAAAUCUGUUAUUGCACCCAUGCUGGAUUCCCAAACUUACUACUCCAACUUCUGGUGUGGGAUCACUCCUCAGGGUUAUUAUCGCAGGACAGCGGACUAUUUCCCCACCAAGAACCGGCAGCGUGUUGGAUGCUUCGCAGUCCCCAUGGUAUAUGCUGCCUUCUUGAUUGACCUUCGAAAGGGCGAGACUGCUAAGCUGGCCUUUCACCCUCCCCAUCCCAGCUACACCUGGCCAUUUGAUGACAUCAUUGUCUUUGCGUAUUCCUGUCAAGCUGCAGGAGUCCAGAUAUACUUGAGUAACCAGGAGCACUUUGGCUUUAUCAAUGUUCCUGUGAAGUCACAUCAGACACUGGAGGAUGAACGCAUAAACUUUGUGCACCUUAUUCUGGAGGCCAUGGUUGAUGGUCCCCCCAUGGUUCCCUCCAGGCAUGUUUACCUCGCCCCAAAGCAUCUUACUAAAAUUGGAUUUGAUGAGAUUUUCCUCAUCAACUUGGCACGGCGUCCAGACCGGCGGCAGCGCAUGCUGAGUGCCCUCUCUGAGUUGGAGAUUGACGCCCAGGUGGUAAACGCAGUGGAUGGAAGUGCCCUGAACAGCAGCGAUAUCAAGAAACUGGGUGUGGACCUGCUUCCAGGCUAUUACGACCCCUUCUCGGGCAGGACGCUCACAAAGGGGGAGGUCGGCUGCUUUCUUAGCCACCAUCGUGUGUGGAAAGAGAUCGUGGAGCGGGGGCUGGAGAAGUCAGUCGUGUUGGAAGACGACGUUCGCUUUGAGCCAUACUUCAAAAAGCGCUUGCUGAGGCUGAUGGAUGACCUGGAGCAGGUGCAGCUGGAUUGGGACCUGAUCUACCUGGGCAGGAAACAAGUGAACUCUGAGGAUGAGGAGCCGGUGGAGGAUGUGCGGAAUCUUGUGGUGGCGGAGUAUUCCUACUGGACUUUGGCCUAUGUCAUCUCAUGGCAGGGGGCUCAGAAACUGAUCGAGGCUCAGCCGCUUUCCAAAAUCCUACCGGUGGAUGAAUUUCUGCCCGUCAUGUAUGACAAGCAUCCCAAUGAGGAUUACAAAAAGUACUUCCCCACCCGGGACUUGCAAGUUUAUUCUGUGCACCCCCUCCUGGCGUACCCCACUCACUACACUGGGGAGGCCAAUUGGAUGAGUGACACAGAGACCUCCACCAUCUGGGACGACGACUCCCGCAAGACCGAUUGGAGCGGCUCGCAGAAGACGCUGAAAGACGACCGAGCCAUCGGCGGCCGCACAACCGGCCACUCUUUUCGCGCAGCCUCCAGGGACGAGCUAUAA